Molecule: messenger RNA, 195 nt
Organism: Entrophospora sp. SA101
Lineage: Eukaryota; Fungi; Glomeromycota; Glomeromycetes; Entrophosporales; Entrophosporaceae
Source: the annotation of a GenBank genome assembly
AUGGAGCGUGCAUUAGAACAUAUUGAAUAUAUUAAUGAAGAGGGAGAAUGUUCUACAAGGGAACUCAGAAAUAGUGUACCUGUUGAUUAUAGUGACAGUUUGAGUGAAACUGGCUUUUCUGAUUUGGGCCAUGAAGAGAGUGUGGCAGAUAAAAGAAAAUGGCAUGAAUAUGAUCAUGAUAGUGAUGUAAGUUGA